Panicum hallii is the source of this 2568-nucleotide messenger RNA. Its product is annotated as nucleolar complex protein 2 homolog. The record is from RefSeq and is a predicted model, not a curated record. The coding region runs from base 114 to 2363 and encodes 749 amino acids. NCBI's taxonomy places the organism in Eukaryota, Viridiplantae, Streptophyta, Magnoliopsida, Poales, Poaceae. Gene Ontology annotation, biological process: ribosomal large subunit biogenesis. Gene Ontology annotation, cellular component: Noc1p-Noc2p complex; nucleoplasm; Noc2p-Noc3p complex. The transcript is spliced from 12 exons.
UCUCGCCCCUCUCAAGUCUCAAGUGCCCGCUGCUGCUGCUGAGCCGCCUCCCUCCUCCUUGCCCGCCUCCACUAGGGCAUAGCCGCACGGCGCCGCCGCCGCCGCCGCUCAGCAUGUCGGAUUCCGACGAGUACGUGGACUUGCCCGUCUCGGACGACGAUGAGGAGGACGAAGAGCUGGAGGAUGCAAUGGAUGAGGAGGAGGAUGAGCAGCACGUGGCAGAGCUCAAGCGGCUGUCGGAAAAGGAUCCUGAGUUCUAUAAAUAUUUAGAAGAGAACGAUAAAGGCUUGUUGGAAUUCGAUGAUAAUGAAAUCAAGGAUGCCCAGGAAGCUGGGAUUUCUGAUAAUGAGGAACCUGUUCCCAAAGAAGAACUGAAGCAAAGUGUGAAACCUAUUACAAUGGAAAUGGUUGAUUCCUGGUGCGCUGGAGUGCAGAAUGAGAAGAUAGGUUCUAUUCGUUCUAUUCUUCAAGCUUUUCGGCGAGCCUGCCAUUAUGGUGAAGAUCAAGGGGACAAUUCAGCUCCAAAAUUCAGUGUCAUGUCUGGUAGUGUACUUGAUAAAGUAAUGCACUUUGUUUUGAAACACAUGGAUAGAGUCCUCCGUCAAUUACUUGGUGCCCCAAGCUUUGGAGGGAAGAAAGAGACAAUCAGUGAACUGAUGCUGAGUAAGCCAUGGAAGAGGCAUGGCAAUCUGAUGAGGAUCUAUCUUGCCAAUGCACUUAAUAUGAUAACAGAGAUGACUGAUGAGCAAAUGAUAGCAUUUACUAUACACCGUGCCAGAGCAUCUGCUGUUUUUCUGGCAGCUUUCCCAUCACUCCUGAGGAAGUAUGUUAAGGCUCUGCUUCAUACCUGGGCUAGAGGACGAGGUGCAAUGCCUCUUGUUUCAUUUAUGUUCCUUCGACACUUGUGCAUUCAAUUAGGUUCAGAUUGCCUUGACACAUGCCUCAAGGGUAUCUACAAGGCUUAUUUGGUAAACUGCAAAUUGUCCAAAUCCAUCAGUGGAUCAAAACUGCAACACAUUCAAUUCCUUGGAAAUUGUGUCAGAGAAUUGUAUAGUCUGGAUCCACAAAAUGCAUAUCAGCAUGCUUUUGUUUUCAUCCGUCAACUGGCGGUUAUCUUAAGAGGAGCUCUUACUGAAAAAGGACCAAAGUCAGCAAAGGACAAAAAGCAGAAAGAAGUUAGCAAAUCAACGAAAAAACAAAUGGAGAAAUCUUACCAAAAGGUUUAUGAUUGGCAAUACAUAUUCUGCCUUGAGCUUUGGACCAGUGUUGUGUGCGGAUGUAGUUCUGAGGAAGAAUUCCGACCUCUUGCUUAUCCAUUGACCCAAAUAAUUCACGGCGUGGCAUGCCUUGUACCUAGUGCACGUUACUUCCCUGUACGCCUUAGGUGUGUAAAGAUGCUUAAUUGCAUUGCUGAAGCGACUGGUACCUUCAUUCCGGUGUCCUCCCUGCUGCUUGAUAUGCUUGAAAUGAAAGAACUCAGAGGACGUCCAGAUGGAGGUGUAGGCAAAGCAGUGAAUAUGUUCAGUGUUAAACAGGUGGACAAGAAAACAGUUAAGACACGUGCCUUUCAGGAAGCCUGCAUUUAUUCUGUGGUUGAUGAACUUGCUAAACAUCUGGCCCAUUGGAGCUACUCCAUCGCUUUCUUUGAGAUGUCCUUCAUUCCACUUGUUCGGCUCCGAAGCUUUUGCAAAACCAUUAAAGCUGACAGAUUUAGGAAGGAAAUGAAGGAUCUUAUCCAUCAGAUAGAGGCCAAUGUUGAGUUCGUUAAGUCAAAACGUGCGGGGAUUGCAUUUUCACCCAAUGAUCCAGCUGUAGAGUCAUUUCUACAGACCGAAAAGGAAGAGCGUUGCAGCCCUCUCUCAAAAUAUGUUGCUACUCUGCACCAGAGAGCACAGGACAGGAUGGAUGCUCUGGAUGAGACUAGUGUUAUUGUGGGGGCGGAGUCGUCAACCUUCUCAAGGAGGUUAACUGAAGCACAGAAGCAACAGGAUGAGCAGGAUGAUGAUGAAGCCACCAUUGCUUUCAGUAAGAACUGGCUGACUGAAGAGAAAAAACCCAAAACCUCAAAGGAGAAGAAAAAGAAGCGACCCCGGGAGCAUGAUGAUGUUGCUACUGAGGAGGAUCGGGUUGAGGAUUUAAUCUUGAGCUCAGAUGAUGAGAAGGAUGGUAACCAGGAAUCGGACGAGGAUGUCUCUGUUCCAGUUGAAGAUGAUAGUGAUGACGACUUCGUAGACCCUGACAGUGAGUAUAAGAAACAAAAGAAGGCGAAACUGAAGAAGAGGAACAAGCGCCAACCCUUGUCGAACAAUGCACCUUCUAAAACGAAAAGGAAGGCGCAUCCCAAGAAGAAGGCCAAACAUUAGUUUUGCUAGAUAGGAUUCAUCAAAUAUGUUGCUGUUGUAAUAUGCUUACACUUGAGAUAAACAUUUUGCAAGUGAAAAAUUUUGUUCUAUUUUCCUAGAUUACUUCAGUUGCUGUGUCUGUCAUUUCGUGAAAAAAAAUACUUGUAGCUAGUGUUUAUGUCCAUCUGUUGGUUCGACAUGGGCGAUAUUGUUUUGGUUUGAUCCA